Messenger RNA from Eremothecium cymbalariae DBVPG#7215, 2865 nucleotides. RefSeq names its product mismatch repair ATPase MSH2 (gene MSH2). Gene Ontology annotation, molecular function: ATP binding; mismatched DNA binding; ATP-dependent DNA damage sensor activity. Gene Ontology annotation, biological process: mitotic recombination; mismatch repair. The transcript has a single exon. The coding region runs from base 1 to 2865 and encodes 954 amino acids. The record is from RefSeq and is a predicted model, not a curated record. NCBI's taxonomy places the organism in Eukaryota, Fungi, Ascomycota, Saccharomycetes, Saccharomycetales, Saccharomycetaceae. Gene Ontology annotation, cellular component: nucleus; MutSalpha complex.
AUGUCUUCAUCAAGGCCUGAAUUGAAAUUUACUGAUGUCUCAGAGGAAAGAGGUUUUUACCGUCGAUUUGCUAAUUUGCCUCCUAAGCCAUCGCAAACACUAAGAAUAGUUGAUAAGGGGGAAUAUUAUACGGCUGUGGGCCAGGAUGCUAUAUAUGUUGCUGAGAACAUAUAUCAUACUAGUUCUGUUUUAAAAGAUAUGAUAGCGGAUGCUUCUGUCAGUAAGCAAAUCAAAGAGCCUUUAAAAUAUGUAACCAUGUCACCUCAAAUUAUUUCAGGGCUGCUGAAGACAUGUUUGUUGGAGCAGGGUUUCAGGAUAGAAAUAUAUGACAAGAGUUGGAAACUUUUGAAAACCGCGUCCCCAGGAAAUAUUGAAGAAGUCGAUGAUCUUAUGAAUGUAUCAUUGGAUUCUUCGGUAGUUCUGGCCAGUAUAAAGCUAAGGUUGAAUUCACAGGAAGGGCAUUGUGUGUUAGGGGUUUCAUUUUUGGACAGUAAUUCUCACAAAGUGGGGUUACUUGAUAUUGUAGAUAACGAAGUGUAUUCUAAUUUGGAGAGUUUUAUAAUUCAAGUGGGUGUAAAGGAGUGUCUAUUACCUGAUAUGAGGAAUAACGAUUCCACAAAGGGCGAAUUAAAGAAAAUUACCGGUGUUAUAGAUCGUUGUGGAUCUGUCGUAACUUUUGUUAAAAUUUCGGAGUUCAAUAGCAAGAAUACGGAAUCUGAUUUGGCCAAGCUUUGUGGAGAUGAUUUGGUAACGUCUUUACCCAAGUUUUCAGAGUUGUCACUUAGUGCAACUGGCGCCUUGUUGAACUACAUGCAGUUGACGAAGGAUGUUUCUAAUGAAGGAAAGUACGAAUUGAUAGAACACUCAUUAUCACAAUUUAUGAAGCUCGAUGCCUCGGCAAUUAAAGCCUUGAAUAUAUUUGCAAACGGCUCCACUGCAAAACCGGGUUUAAUGAAUACCUCUACAAGUGGGGGGAAAAUUACAAGUAUUUUUCAAUUACUGAACAAAUGUAAGACUAAUGCUGGUGUUAGACUCUUAAAUGAAUGGUUAAAGCAGCCUCUUUGCGACUUAGCUGAAAUAGAAAAAAGGCAUGACUUGGUUGACUAUUUGAUUGAUCAAUUGGAAUUAAGAUCCUUGUUACGUGAUGAUUAUUUGCCGUUAGUACCCGAUAUGCGCCGUCUGACCAAAAAGCUAAGUAAAAACGGAACUUUGGAAGACGUUUUGAAAGUAUACCAGUUUUCUCACAGGAUCCCAGAAAUUAAUAGCGUGUUGAAAGAAAAUUUAGAUGACUUGCCGGAAUCUUCUCGUAUUAAAAAAUUAGUUAUGGAUAUCUGGUACCAUCCUCUCGAAGAAUCUGUUCAUCCACUGUUCAAAUUUCAGGAAAUGAUCGAAACAACAGUGGACUUGGAGACCUAUGAGGAAAACAAUGAAUUCAUGAUUAAAGCAGAAUUCAACGAAGAGUUAACUCAAACCAAGUCUCAGUUAGUCAGGUUGAAAGAUGAUAUGAAAACCAUACAUUUGGAUGCGGCAGAUGAUCUAGGUUUUGAUCCUGAUAAAAAAUUAAAGCUUGAAAACCAUCAUGUGCAUGGCUGGUGUAUGCGGUUGACUCGUAAUGAUGCAAAGGCAUUACGCCAACACAGGAAAUACUUGGAACUUUCAACUGUGAAAGCAGGUAUAUAUUUUAGCACCAAGGAGUUGAAGCAAAUUUCAGAAGAAAUUGCAACUUUACAAGAAGAAUAUGAUCGCCAACAGUCAACUUUAGUAAAAGAAAUAGUCAACAUCACUAUAACUUAUGCCCCAGUUUUGGAAAAGUUAUCAAUAAUAUUGGCAACCUUAGAUGUCCUGUGUUCCUUUGCUCACGUUGCCUCAUAUGCCCCGAUUCCAUAUGUAAGACCUAAAAUGUAUCCUAUGGAUUCUGACCAAAGGAAGACUAAGCUAAUUGAAUCGCGCCAUCCAUUAGUUGAAGUUCAGGAUGAUGUAACUUUCAUCGCCAAUAAUGUUAUUUUGGAGCGGCAGGAGAGUGAAUUUUUGAUUAUUACGGGACCAAAUAUGGGGGGGAAGUCAACCUACAUAAGACAAGUUGGAGUCAUCACAUUAAUGUCACAAAUAGGUUGUUUUGUUCCUUGCGAUAGCGCUGAGAUAGCUGUAUCUGAUGCAAUUUUAUGUCGUGUUGGAGCGGGUGAUUCUCAAGUUAAGGGAGUUUCUACUUUUAUGGUGGAAAUGUUAGAAACUGCAUCGAUAUUAAAAAAUGCCACUGAAAACUCUCUGAUAAUUAUCGAUGAAUUAGGACGCGGUACAAGUACCUACGAUGGAUUUGGGCUUGCGUGGUCUAUUUCAGAAUAUAUUAUCAAGGAAAUAAAAUGUUUUGCGUUAUUUGCAACCCAUUUCCAUGAAUUAACGUCAUUGGCAGACGACUGUCCAACCGUGAAAAAUAUGAAUGUCAUUGCCCAUAUAGAGGACGGUACCCAUAUAUCCGAUGAUAUUACACUGUUGUACAAGGUUGAGCAAGGUAUAUCAGAUCAGUCGUUUGGUAUUCAUGUCGCUGAAGUAGUUCAAUUCCCUGACAAAAUCUUGAAAAUGGCUAAACGUAAAGCAACUGAAUUGGACGAAUUAAAGACGGAUAGUGAAGAAAUUAAAAAACUGAAAUGUUCUCCUGAACAAAUUGCCCAAGGCACUGAGGUUGUAAAACAGGUUCUUCAGGAUUGGGUUUUAGAAUUGCGGUCUGAAAACCUUGAUAAACGUUUGGACAAUGAAGAUGUACAACGAGAUUGCAUUAGAAGGUUGCAGCAGCUGGUUACAUCCUCAAAACAAUUAAACUCAACCAACGCUGACUUCAAGAAGUGGCUUACCGAGUUGUUACUAUGA